AUGUUCCUUCCACUCAUCAUUCUUGCCAUCAUCUUCUGUGCGGUCUCUCUUUACCUUCCGUACUCUGCUGGUCUAACUCACCUUGAGAGAAAAAAGAGACAAGCAAGACAGCAGAAAGAAAAACCAAAAGAGAACGAUUUUCACGGCUACAUUCCUCCAGAUGAGGAGUUGAGGAGACAGAGGGAGCAGGACGAACAAAACGGGUUGAAGGCAAGAGCCAGCGCCAUCAAGGAGAAGUUGCAUGUGACAGCAGAGGAUUUGCCUGUGCUGAUCAAGUUGAACCAGGACGGAGGGUUGAGGAAAAGAACAGAGAAGAUCUCGGCUGACGCAGACCCAAACAACUACGACUACGACUUGGAGGAGUUAAUUGAGGAUGAGGCAAGGGAGGCCAACGAGGAGCGGAUUCGGGAAGCCUACGCUGGGCAGAAGCUAGGCGGCGACAAGGAAGAGAUGGUGUAG
Molecule: messenger RNA, 459 nt
Organism: Candidozyma auris
Lineage: Eukaryota; Fungi; Ascomycota; Pichiomycetes; Serinales; Metschnikowiaceae
Exons: 1
Coding region: 1-459 (152 amino acids)
Source: RefSeq, a predicted model, not a curated record